GCGGAGCGGCGUGGGGCGGAGGCGCUCGCACCAUGGCCGCGGCCCCGGCUCUCUCCCGGGUCCCGACGCGCCGGCACUACCGUGUGCAACUGCGCUUCGUCACCGAGGAGCAGCUCUUCGCCGCAGGGCCCCUCUCGCUCCCCGACCCGAAGCCUCUGCGGCUGGAGGUGCACCCGGCAGGGGACGAGGCGGACGCGACGGUGACUGACGCUGAUGGUGUCUGUGUCUUCAAAUGCUCACUCAACAGAGACACUGAAUGUUGCCGUGUAGGGAAGGAGUCCAUCUUAAUUACUCUGGGCUACAGCAGUGCUUUACUGAAGUUUGAGUCUCAUGCAGAAUUCAGCUCGUUUGCAAAUACCUUGAAAAGAUGCCGGAACGAGAACAAGGAAGAGUCGGUGUUCAGCCAGCGGACAGAAGAGGCAUCUGCGGCCCAAUACUUCCAGUUUUAUGGCUGCCUUUCCCAGCAGCAGAACAUGAUGCAAGAUUUUGUGAGAACAGCCACUUACCACAGAGCCAUCCUCCAGAACCACAUUGACUUUAGAGACAAGGUUGUUCUAGAUGUUGGUUGUGGAUCAGGAAUACUGUCGUUUUUUGCUGUGCAGGCCGGAGCUCGGAGAGUCUAUGCAGUUGAAGCCAGUUCAGUAGCACAGUAUGCUGAGAUGCUAGUGAAAAAUAACCACCUUUCAGACAAGAUCAUUGUUUUGCCAGGGAAAAUUGAAGAAAUCUCACUUCCGGAGGCUGUGGAUGUGAUCAUUUCAGAACCAAUGGGAUACAUGCUGUUCAAUGAAAGGAUGCUAGAAAGUUACCUUCAUUCCAAAAAGUGGCUGAAAGCAAAUGGAAUGAUGUUCCCGACUUUCAGCGACAUCCACUUGGCCCCCUUUUCUGACGAACAGCUCUACAUGGAACACUACUCCAGAGCCAACUUUUGGUACCAGCAGUGCUUCUACGGGGUCAACCUGUCCAGUCUCCGGGGUGCUGCCGUGGAUGAAUACUUCAGACAGCCAAUAGUAGACACAUUUGACAUUAGGAUUUUAAUGGCUCGGACAGUCAAGUACACAGUAAACUUUAUGGAUGCAGAAGAGGCAGAUCUCCACAGAGUAGAAAUUCCCUUUGUGUUUCAUAUGGCGCAGUCUGGCCUCAUCCAUGGCCUGGCGUUUUGGUUUGACGUGGCCUUUGUUGGAUCUCUGGUAACGGUUUGGCUGUCGACAGCUCCCACUGAGCCUCUGACUCACUGGUAUCAGGUGCGGUGCCUACUUCAGACUCCUCUCUUUGCCAAGGAAGGAGAGACCCUCUCAGGGAGAGUGCUGUUUGUCGCUAAUAAACGACAGAGCUAUGACAUUCAGAUUGUGGCGCUGGUAAACCAGACGGGCUUCCGAUCUGGGAACACCCUCGAUUUAAAGAACCCUUUCUUCAGGUUUGCUUAGAAGAUAGUGACAUGCCAAGCCAUAAGUACACGAAGGCCUGAGAAGUCCCAUAACAUGCAAGUUCAUCCUUCAUGUUCCAAACACGCGUUCUAAAUUUUACAAGGAUGUUGAGGUUUAUUUAAAUUCCCUUUUCCCCCUGAUGUUAAAAUGUGCAUCCUAAUUUUAUUGACCAAUCUAUUUCUUGGUGCUUUUUUAUCUGGACUGGCUCCUUACAGCUUUCUGCAUGUAACUGAAGAAUACUUUUCUUUUUUGCUAUCUUUUUUUUUAAUUAGUAAACAACCAACAGCAUUGCUUUAAUUGUUGAAGUAUUUAAAAAAAAUUUAACAGAAUCCUACCUCAUGUUUAUAUGUAUGCAUAUGUAUGUCAUGACAUAAGAGCAUGUUAGGGGCGAUCUAUUUGCAAUUUUCAUCUGUUUUUGCAAAUGGUUUCAGCACAUCAGCAGCUAGUGCCUAGUUCAGCAACGUGUUAAAGAAUUUUUGCCUUCUUCGUGUGAUGUCAGGAA
Molecule: messenger RNA, 1926 nt
Organism: Vicugna pacos (alpaca)
Lineage: Eukaryota; Metazoa; Chordata; Mammalia; Artiodactyla; Camelidae
Source: RefSeq, a predicted model, not a curated record